Molecule: messenger RNA, 7279 nt
Organism: Myodes glareolus (Bank vole)
Lineage: Eukaryota; Metazoa; Chordata; Mammalia; Rodentia; Cricetidae
Gene: Ncan
Product: neurocan
Biological process (GO): skeletal system development; positive regulation of neuroblast proliferation; glial cell differentiation
Cellular component (GO): synapse; perineuronal net
Molecular function (GO): hyaluronic acid binding; calcium ion binding
Source: RefSeq, a predicted model, not a curated record
GUGAGGAGGCUGAGCCUGGCGUGCUGAGCACCGGGUGCAGGGCCUGGAGAAGCACCCGGAUCCAUCACGAGUCUUUUGUGCCCGGGGCCGUGGGGAUGUGUCCGCGCUAAGAAGCCAGCCAGCUGUUAUCCUCAUCUCACCCACAAGGAAGGGGAGGCAGAGAGAAGCUAAGCUCCUUGCCCAAGUCACACAGCAAGGAAGAGGCAAAGUCAGAGAACUUGCUAUGCAGAUCAUGACAACCUGUGCAUUCGGUCCCUACCCCUCCAGCUCCAGCAUGGGGGUCACAUCUGUCUGGGCCUCCAGCCUUCUGGUGCUGAGACUGUUGCUCCUAGUGACUGGGGAUCAGGACACACAGGACAACACUACCAUGGAAAAGGGGCUUCACAUGCUGAAGUCAGGGUCGGGACCCAUCCGUGCUGCCCUGGCAGAGUUGGUAGCCCUGCCCUGCCUCUUUACCUGGAAGCCACUGCUAGGCACCCUUCGAGACAUUCCUCGGAUCAAGUGGACCAAGGUUCGGACUGCAUCAGGCCAGCGACAGGAUUUGCCCAUUUUGGUGGCCAAGGACAAUGUGGUGCGUGUGGCCAAGGACUGGCAGGGACGGGUGUCAUUGCCUGCUUACCCCCGACACAGAACUAAUGCUACCCUUCUGUUGGGGCCGCUUCGGGCCAGCGACUCUGGGCUGUAUCGCUGUCAAGUGGUAAGAGGUAUUGAAGAUGUGCAGGAUCUGGCGACCCUGGAGGUGACAGGAGUCGUGUUCCACUACCGGGCUGCUCGGGACCGCUAUGCGCUGACCUUCACUGAGGCCCAGGAGGCCUGCCGCCUGAGUUCUGCCACCAUCGCCGCCCCACGGCACCUGCAGGCUGCCUUCGAAGACGGCUUUGAUAACUGCGACGCAGGCUGGCUCUCAGACCGCACAGUUCGGUAUCCAAUCACUCAGUCGCGUCCUGGUUGCUAUGGUGACCGCAGCAGCCAGCCAGGGGUUCGGAGCUAUGGGAGACGCGACCCACAAGAACUCUACGAUGUCUACUGCUUUGCCCGAGAGCUAGGGGGCGAGGUCUUCUACGUGGGCCCCGCCCGCCGACUGACCCUGGCAGGUGCGCGGGCACAAUGCCAGCGGCAGGGUGCGGUGCUGGCUUCGGUGGGGCAGUUGUACUUGGCCUGGCAUGAGGGCCUGGACCAGUGUGACCCCGGAUGGCUGGCAGACGGCAGCGUGCGCUACCCGAUCCAGACACCGCGCCGGCGUUGUGGGGGUCCAGCCCCUGGUGUGCGCACUGUAUACCGCUUUGCCAACCGCACUGGCUUCCCUGCGCCUGGAGCACGCUUUGACGCCUACUGCUUCCGAGCUCAUCACCUUACACCACAACACAGAGACCCAGAGAUUCCCUCUUCUGGAGAUGAGGGGGAGAUUGUGUCAGCGGAGGGGCCCCUAGCCCAAGAACUAGAGCCCAGCCUGGGGGAGGAGGAGGAGAAGGCAGCACCCGGCUUCCAGGGGCCUCUCACGUCCAGCGGAGAAGAGGAAGCCCUGGACUCGACAUGGACACAAGAGCCUCGGAAGACGCUUGGCCCUACCCCAAGGGGUCCCACACUGGCUUCAUGGCUGCUUGCAGGUGCCACAAGCUCCACAGGUGUCCCCAGCCCCAGCAGCAUGGAGGUGGAUAUGGCAGAGACAACACUCCCAGGCACACAGGUCACCUCCACCUCCAUGGCGAAGAAGGGCCGUUUCAAAGGGUUAAACGGUCGACACUUCCAGCAACAGGGCCCAACUGGCCAACUGCUUGGAACAGCAGAGGCCAGUGCCCAACUUCCUACUCUGGAAUUCACUGCCAGUCCCCUGGGGCCUUUUGCUUCCACAGAAGCCUCGGAGAGUGACCAGAGCCAUGGUCACAGUCCCUGGGCCAUUCUGACCAAUGAAGUAGACGUGCCAGGGGCAGGUUCCCUUGGCAGCAGGAGUCCACCAGAGUCCUGGAUGUGGUCGCCAUCUUUGAUCUCACCUACUGUCCAGAGCACUGAGAGCGGCCCUGGCCUGAAGCCAGGGACAACUGAAGCCCCCAGUGUGAAAUCAACCAUCCACCACCUGCCCUGGUCUCCCUCAGUGCCCUCUCUCCCUUCCUCCAGUCCUUCAGAGGCCCCAACUGUUGUCUUCCAUGAGGCACCCCCUGGUGACACAUCUCCAGACUUCCCCUUUGUAGCCAUGCUUCGUGCCCCCAAAUUGUGGCUGCUGCCACACUCCACAUUUGUCCCCAUUGUGACCCCCACUCUGCCCUCCCUAGCUUCCCCACAGGAUGGGGAUGUUACCACUCCCAGGCCUGUCAGCCUUGGAGCCGAGGGCCUGGAAUUGCUGUCUCAGACCACCAUAGAUGCCCCAGUUGAAGCCAACCACAAAUCCCCUGCUGCAGAUUCUAGAGAAAUCGGGGGAAUCAGCUCCAUCCAGGCUACCAAGCACCCCAUCUCUGGCCAGUGGGUGUCCUUGAACUCCAGUAAUGUGACUAUCAAUCCUGUCCCCUCUGAUGCUGGCACCCUGGGGACUGAGUCUGAGGUCUGGGACAUAUCAAGAAGUCCCACAUCUAGUGGACAAGCUACUGUGGGCAAGGUGCUGGCCACCUGGCUACCACUGUUCAGCCAAGAACUGGACACUAGUUCCCAGCCCUCACUGUUGGGAGACUAUGGAGUCACCGUGAACAUGGAACCUACAGUGGCUUUGGCAGGAGGCACCACCAAGAGCCCUCUCAAAGCCACUAUGGAACUGCUCCCUAGAGAUGCUGAUGCCACUUGGGGAUCUGAACCCAAAGGUUCCUUUUCCAGCACCCGUGUGGCUGUGAGUUCAAGUAUGAACCAAGGGACCAUAACUGGAGCCCAAGGUAUGCCCACACUGACAUCUACAAGCUCCGAAAGUCACCCAGAGCCACAGGACCAGAGAGUAGCCCAGGGGUCACCAGGCCCUCAUAGCAGUCUACCUUCUCUUCUGUGGUCAUCCCUGGCCUCCAACAUGAAUGAAGCGGCCUCAGUCUCCUCAGGGGAACCCACUGGGCUGUGGGACACCCCCAGCACCCUGACACCUGUGUCUUUGGGCUUGAAAGAAUCAGAUCUGAAUGUUGUGGCCAAGAGUCCAGGAUUGGCGGACUUCUGGGAAGAGGUGGCCAGCGGGCAGGAGGACCCCACAGAUCCCUGUGAGAACAACCCUUGCCUGCACGGGGGCACCUGUCGAACCAACGGCACCAUGUACGGCUGUAGUUGUGAUCAGGGCUAUGCUGGGGAGAACUGUGAAAUUGACAUUGAUGACUGCUUGUGCAGCCCCUGCGAGAAUGGAGGCACCUGCAUUGAUGGGGUGAAUGGCUUCACCUGCCUCUGCCUCCCCAGCUAUGGGGGCAGCCUGUGCGAGAAGGAUACAGAGGGCUGUGACCGUGGCUGGCACAAAUUCCAGGGUCACUGCUACAGGUACUUUGCCCAUCGGCGUGCCUGGGAGGAUGCAGAGAGAGACUGCAGGCGCCGGGCUGGCCACCUGACGAGUGUCCACUCACCAGAGGAGCACAAGUUCAUUAACGGUUUUGGCCAUGAGAACUCAUGGAUCGGUCUGAAUGACAGGACAGUGGAGAGGGACUUCCAGUGGACAGACAACACAGGACUGCAAUAUGAGAACUGGAGGGAGAAUCAGCCAGACAACUUCUUCGCCGGUGGAGAGGACUGUGUGGUGAUGGUGGCACACGAGAGUGGGCGCUGGAAUGAUGUACCCUGCAACUACAACCUCCCCUAUGUCUGCAAGAAGGGCACAGCCCUUCUGUCCCCAGUGCUCUGUGGCCCGCCUCCAGCAGUGGAGAAUGCCUCUCUUGUCGGUGUGCACAAAGCCAGGUACAGUGUUCACGCCACUGUGCGGUACCAGUGUGACGAAGGGUUCUCCCAGCACCACGUAGCCACUAUCCGCUGCCGGAACAAUGGAAAGUGGGACCGGCCCCAGAUUGUCUGCACCAAACCCAGGCGAUCACAUCGGAUGCGUAGACACCGCCACCGCCAGCACCGACAUCACAAUCCCCGCAAGGAGCACAGAAAACACAAAAGACACCCAGUGGAAAACUGGGAGAAGGACGCAGGGGAUUUCUGCUGAAAACCCAGGCUAAGCAAGCACACACUCCCACAUCUCUUCCGGAGCAUUCUCCUGGGAAGCCAGAACUCAGACACCCACGGAGAGAGGGUGGGAACACCCCUGGGACCCACACCCUGUGGUCUUCUGUACAAAGCUCAGAUCUCCCCUUCCUUCCCUCCUGAGGUCCUCCUGGCAGUGACCAGGGUGGUCAGGCCGAGCCUCUAGGAGUAUCUCCCAGUCACAGGAAAGGGGCUCCCGAAGUCUGGCUGCCAAACUUCCUAGAGGGUCCAAUAGUGUGUCUUUGUGUAUGUUCUGGGAGUAGCUUUCACACCAGAGAUUCAGGCUUAGUAAAUGGUGAACCAUCCUAAAUCCAGGGUGAAGCUUUGACUAAAGGUCACUGAAUUUGAAAGUGAGGCUCAGAAGACCACAGUGCAAACAUGGCCUGUUCUAUCUUCACCUGGGAUUGACCCCAAGGGUGGUCUUUGAUCUGUGUGGCUUUCUUUCUUCUUCCUUCCCCCCAACCCUCCAUCUCCCCCAUCCCCAUAGACUAGACUGGCCUUGAACUCGCUAUUGUAGCCAAGGAUGAUUCUCCUGCUAUGCACCACCAUGCCCGCCCGGUUCAUUUGGUGCUGCAGACAGGACCCCGGGCCUCACGAGUACAGCAAGUGCUCUCUCUACUAACUAAGCCCUAGCCCUGGUCUUUGGUAUUGGUGCAUAAAUCUAGUGUGGACCUCUGUGUGCUGAAGUUUAGUGAUGUCUCUUAGAGCCACUGGCCUCCUUGGCUUGGGGGGGGAUUACUUAGAGCAAUGGGGAGGGGGUAGUAUAUUGCUGGCCUCCCUCCAGGUCUGGUGGAGUGCUGAGCCACAGUACUUCUGUUUUGAGGUUCUUUUUGUUUUGAGACAGCGCUUCACUGUGUAGCCCUGGCUAGCCUGGAAAUUGCUAUGUAGACCAGGCUGGCCCGGAACUCAGUGAUUUGCCUGCCUCUGCUUCCUGGGAUUACAUGCCUGGCCUUCUCUUGUUUAUUGACAUAGGAUCUCAUUCUAUAACCAGGCUGGAUUUCAGCCCACAGCAAUCCCUUCUCAGCCAUGUGGUGGUUCAUGGGUUUGUGAUGACAGUCUCUCACACCCAUGUAGAUAGAAAUGUGAUCUGGCUGCCACUGCCUUCCUUGCCUUCCAUCUCUCAGGGAGACAGAUAACCUCCUGCCGGAACCACGUAGGUGCCACAUUUUCUAGCCCAGAGCCCGUCCUUACCAAACCCUUUCUGCAGACCUCAGUAAAUCCCCUGCCUCAGGCCCUACCUCUGCCCUACCGCAUCCUGUCUCCACACCUUGUCAGUGGGCUCCUUGUGGUCCCAGUCCCAGUGUUAGGUAUCAGAAGUCACACACACACACACACACACACACACACACACACACACACACACUUGUCUCACACCUAGUCUCACUCUUUUAAGAUGUGACAGAGCCUACUUAUACUCCCUCUUCCCAUUUGCACCUCAGAAAAGACUUCCCCAAGCCAGGGGUGGGGUUCAUCACCCAGAGGGGCCAGAGAUUUGUCUCCACUUUCAGGCCCUCCUGUCUGGGUUUAAAACCUGUGAAUUUGUGCUAAAACCACCUUCCGGAGCUUGACCACAGCCCCGCCGGUAAUGAUGCUAGUCAAAUAAGCCGGAAGAAGCCAGUUUAAUCUCUGCAAAAGGAAAGCCAGGUGGGGUGACAUGAAUCUAUAAUCCCAGUAUUCGUAUUGUGAGAGGUGGACAGAGUUUGACAGAGUUUGUGAGCCAGCUGGCCUGGAGGGUGUAGCAUGGCAGAAACAAGUGGAAGACUGUAGCCAGCUCCUAAAGGUCAUCUGACCUUCACAUGCACACCGCAACACGAGCAAACUCACCUACACAAACACAAGCCCCCACCCAUACAAACCCAGCCUCCCACACAUACUGCACAAGCACAAAAUAAGUAAGAUUUUUCAAAAUGUGUGGGAUCUGGUUUGGCAGGGCAGGGACAAGUGCAGUGCUUAGCCAGACCUGCACAAGGUCCUGGGUUCCUUCCCCAGCUCUUCCUAAGCAAGUGUAUGUAUGGCCUACUCCAGGGAUCAAUACAGAUGGGACUGUGUUUACUGAGCCUACAUCCCUCAUGGAAGGUAUUGAAAGCCUGGGGCAGUUACUGAGAAAAAGUCACCCAAGUCAUCGUAUUAUUGCCCUCAAUUCCUCUCAGCAGCCCUUAGUCUCCCAUUUUACACAUGAAGGUAGUGAGGUUUCAAUACUAGAGGAAGGCAAAGUUACAGACAGGAAAGAUUUUGUUCUGUGCAUUGUAAUUAGUGUAAAGUUGCUUUGUUUUUUAAACAGGGCCUCAUGUAUUCCAGGUUGGCCUGAAUGUUCCGUGUAGCUGAGGAUGACCUUAAACUCCUGAUUUUCCUGCCUCAGUUUCCAAGUGCUGGAAUGACAGGUGUGCACCACUGUAGCUGGUACAUACAGUCCUAGGAAUGGAACCCAGAGUUUUGUGUAUACUACCUGAGCCGCAGGCACUGCGCCCGCUGAGCAGCAGGCACUGCGCCCGCUGAGCCGCAGGCACUGCGCCCGCUGAGCUGCAGGCACUCUUAUCAAUCAGUUAUUCUACAAACACUAUCAACUCAGCCCCAUCCCAAACCCUGGUCUUCAUUUGUGCUUCAAACUUUGCUUUGUGUAUGGAGGAAAACAUUGACCUCUUUACUGGCCUAUGAACACACACACACACACACACACACACACACACACACACAGGUUUGGGAAUUAGUUGAGAAAAGCAAAGGGGACCAUGAUCCCUAGUGGCCCCUGCUGCGAAAAGUCUGGCCUCUGGCUGUGGCUGGGAAGCUGGGCCCACAACUGUUUUCUUACUAACAUUUCAUGGUUCAGAGGGGGAGAACCUUAGCCAAGCCCUUGGCGAUCCCAGGCAGGAGGACUGGGAAUGUGGCUGCUGGGGGCUUGGUGGCUGUGCUCUGACCCAGCCCUGCUCCAGGAAUGGAGAGCUUUUGGUGUUUUCUGUUGUGGAGAUUCGUCUUCUGCUCUUUCCCUCUGGGCCGUGUGUGGCAGAAGUGUGAGUGUGCGUGUGAAUGGCUACAGGUUCUUCUGGGUUUUUUUCUUGGGGCUUUGAACUUCCGUGAAUCUGCGCUGACACUGUGGAUGUUAAUGUACUUCUUUGGACAUUUUAAUAAAAUUUUUUUAACAGUC